AUGUCUAUCGAAUCGGAACCUGGACUGAGAGAUGUGCAAAUAGUUUAUCUACCAAAGCUGGUGCCUCGAGAAGCGCUGUCAUCGUCCGAAUCCGUCCAAGAGGAUGUCCCAUUUUCUUAUAGCUUCAAUGCCUUUGGCAGAAAUUUCGAUCUUCAGUUAGUUCCCAAUAGAAGACUGGUUUCUCCCCAAUUUCGAGUGUGGUCUGACAAUGGAGAAGAAGAAUCCUUGUCUGAUGUGGAUGCAACGUGCCACUUUUUGCACGCCGGAGUAGACGCUGUUGCUGCAUUUUCCGCUUGCAGAGACCAUGCACUUCACGGCCUCAUCGUGACGGACAAUUCGACGUACGAAGUGCGGCCCUUGGCUCGAGGCGGGGGCAGAGCGGGCGCGAAGCAUGGCCGCACGGCCCACAUGAUCCGGCGAGCCGCGCCGCCGCCCCUGACGCACGACGACGACAGACCGCUGCGCCGCAGCCCGCGGCGACCACGCGUUCACCCGGCCAAGCCCGCGCCGUCUUCCUACACUAUUGAAGUCGCGCUGUUCCUCGAUCAGUCCGCUUAUAAAAUCUUUCAUCCGUACCUUAACCACAAUGAAGCCGAUCUUCGAGACAUGCUACUCGCUUACAUUAACGGCGUCCAAGCCCUGUACCAUCAUCCGUCAUUGGGAACUCGCAUACAAUUGUCUCUGGUACGGUUGACGUUACUACGGUCCCAACCACAAGGCCUACCACCUCACGCAGAGCGGGGACGCCUUCUUGACUCUUUCUGCGCCUAUCAGCGGUCGCUUAACGUUGAAGACGACGACGAUCCACAACACUGGGACAUGGCUCUUCUCCUUUCUGGAUUGGACUUCUAUUCAGAGGAAGGCGGUCGUCGUAACGGAGUCACGAUGGGUUUGGCACCGGUGGGCGGAGUGUGUCUACCAGCUCACGCCUGUGUGGUUUCGGAGUUUGGGACAACAGACACCUUGGGCAGGCCCUACCCGUCCGCUGGCUUCACGUCCGUUUACAUCUUAGCGCAUGAAAUAGGACACAACCUGGGUAUGCACCACGAUGGUUCCGGCAACUCCUGUGCCCGGGAUGGCUUUAUAAUGUCUCCUUCCCGGGGGACGAAUGGUGAAGCGACGUGGUCGCACUGCAGUGCACGAGUAGCAGCCGAUUUACAAUGGGCGACGUGUCUCUUCGACGGAGAUGAUGAUUUAGACACGCCGAAUGAGCUUCAGCACAAUAGGUUUGGCGGCUAUCCGGGAACAAGUUGGGGUGCGAAAAAACAAUGCGAGGUGCUACUGAGAGAUAAAGAUGCUGCGCCAGUAGAUGUGGGCAGUAAUUGGUGUGAUGGUGGCGCUUGUAUUGCUGUGGAUCCAUCCUACCAGCCAAUGACAGAGGCGCCAUCUCACGGCCACGACACGAAUACUUGGAGCGCCUGGACCUCUGGGGAGUGUCGUUCUGGGUGUACUCAGCGUGGACGCGGUGCUCGUGAGCGAAGACGCUCCUGUCCAGCAUCAGCCACUUGCACGGGAGCCGCAUAUGAUGUCGCAUUAUGUGAUGACAACAAGGUUUGUGGCAAGAAAAAAAGGGUGAGCGCAAACGAGCUGGCUGCGAGAAAGUGCACUGAAUACGCUACAAAGAUGCCAACACUGGACCCUCACGGAGGUGGAUUGCAAGCACCCCACGACCCUACUCGUAUGUGGAUGGGUUGCGCAAUAUUUUGUCGGCGCGCGUCUGGCGGCGGCUUCUACGCUCCUCGAGUAGAACUGAACGAUGCUGGACUGGAUCCCUAUUUCCCGGAUGGCACUUGGUGUCAUCACGACGGUUCUACCAACUACUAUUGUCUUCAACAUCAUUGCUUGCCUGAGAACUUCAAGAUGACAGCGCAGUACCAUAUCUGGGAGUUGCCAAGCGAAGACGUCGGGGGACCGUUUAACGCCAGGGCGAGGUCUGUGGAGGACGAUGAUUAUCUAGCAGCAUUGCGCACUUACCUAACGGUGGAUGAAAAGGGGGCUCCGUACGCUCGCGCGGCCUUCCCUCCCCAGGUGCCAGAAGAGCCAGAGGACAAUUGGGAGGUCGUGGAUUACGUGGAUAUAUCUACGAAAAAUGAUUCUUUAAGGGUCGACGUUUGA
Molecule: messenger RNA, 2115 nt
Organism: Leptosia nina
Lineage: Eukaryota; Metazoa; Arthropoda; Insecta; Lepidoptera; Pieridae
Source: the annotation of a GenBank genome assembly